Messenger RNA from Penicillium angulare, 504 nucleotides. RefSeq names its product peroxiredoxin family protein. Gene Ontology annotation, biological process: cellular response to oxidative stress; cell redox homeostasis; hydrogen peroxide catabolic process. NCBI's taxonomy places the organism in Eukaryota, Fungi, Ascomycota, Eurotiomycetes, Eurotiales, Aspergillaceae. The record is from RefSeq and is a predicted model, not a curated record. The coding region runs from base 1 to 504 and encodes 167 amino acids. The transcript is spliced from 4 exons. Gene Ontology annotation, molecular function: thioredoxin peroxidase activity. Gene Ontology annotation, cellular component: mitochondrion; peroxisome; cytoplasm.
AUGUCUCUCAACGCCGGCGACAGCUUCCCCGAGGAUGUUAAGUUCUCUUACAUCCCCUGGUCCGAGGAAUCUGCUGAGUUCAACGCCUGCGGUAUCCCCAUCAACUACAACGCCUCCAAGGAGUUCGCCAACAAGAAGGUCAUCCUCUUCGCUCUGCCCGGUGCAUUCACCCCCGUCUGCUCCGCCAACCACGUUCCCGAGUACGUUGCUAAGCUCCCCGAGAUCCACGCCAAGGGUGUCGACCAGGUCGCUGUUCUGGCCUACAACGAUGCCUACGUCAUGAGCGCCUGGGGCAAGGCCAACGGUGUUACCAGCAAUGACAUUCUCUUCCUUUCCGACCCCGAGGCCAAGUUCUCCAAGUCCAUUGGCUGGGCCGACGCCGAGGGCCGUACCUACCGUUACGCUCUCGUCAUUGACCACGGCAAGGUCACCUACGCCGCUAAGGAGUCCGAGAAGAACGUUCUCAAGGUCACCUCCGCCGAGCACGUUUACAACCAGCUGUAA